This is a messenger RNA of Colletotrichum spaethianum, 630 nucleotides long. RefSeq names its product putative T-complex protein 1 subunit eta. Bases 1 to 630 code for a protein of 209 amino acids. NCBI's taxonomy places the organism in Eukaryota, Fungi, Ascomycota, Sordariomycetes, Glomerellales, Glomerellaceae. The record is from RefSeq and is a predicted model, not a curated record. The transcript is spliced from 2 exons.
AUGCCUUCCUGCGUCUCGCUCGAGAACUUCUCCGACCUGAGCCACAUCCAGAUCAUCAAGAAGGCUGGCGGGCAAGCUGGGCGACUCGGCUUCAUCCUGGACAAGGAGAUUGGCGUCAACCAGCCCAAGCGUCUGGAGAAGGCCAAGAUACUGGUGGCUGACGCGUCGAGAGACAAAGACAAGACCAAUAUCUUUGGCGCCUGCGUCAAGGUGGGGACGAGCAGCAAGCUGGCCGACCUCGAGAAGGCGGGGGAGAAGAUGAAUAUCAAGGUGGAGAAGAUUAAGGCGCACGGCAUCAACAGCUUCAUAAACAGGCGGCCCACGGAAAUACGGUUCCAAUGCGGUCCGGGCGGUGACGGAAAGCAUCGAUGGAAAGAGUCGGCCAGGGCGAUGAUAAUGUCUUGCUAUCAAGAAACAGAGAAACGACAGAACCCAAGCAUGACGGCCCAUUACAACUCAAACUGCACCCAAAUCAAGUCAAGCUUGCCCGCAGCAACACCGUGCGCCUUCUCGCUCUGUCCUUCAUCCUCUCCUGCGGCAGAAACACCUUGCAAUAUCAGUUCAGCCACUCCUGUCGCUCUCGUGACGUUACUCGCGGGCCCAAAGAAUGAAUGCGUACCAGACGACUAA